Molecule: messenger RNA, 624 nt
Organism: Dentiscutata heterogama
Lineage: Eukaryota; Fungi; Glomeromycota; Glomeromycetes; Diversisporales; Gigasporaceae
Source: the annotation of a GenBank genome assembly
GAUGAUGGCAAAAGUGAUUACGAAAAACGUCAUUUAAUACCCAAUGUUAAAAGAGGAGAAACAGAUGUUGAUGAGGGCGUUGAAUACGAAAAACGUCAUUUAAUACCCAAUGUUAAAAGAGGAGAAGAUGGCAAUGACGAAGAAGAUUACGAAAAGCGAUCCAAUGUUAAAAGAGAAGCUAUGUUAAAUCGGUGGUGGUGGCGCCGUCGGCAUCAUCACUGGCCUUAUCGAUUCUAUUGGAAAAAGCGAGAAACAGAAUAUGAGGGCGAUGGCGAUGGUGAUAACGAAAAACGUCAUUUAAUAUCAAAUGUUAAAAGAGGUCAUAAUGGUUUCGUCAAAGAAUACGAAAAGCGUCAUUUAAUACCCAAUGUUAAAAGAGGAGAAGAUGGCGAUGGUGAUGGUGAAUAUGAGGAUGAUGGCAAAGAAAAACGUCAUUUAAUACCCAAUCGUGAUUUAAUACCCGAAGUCAAAGAAUACGAAAAGCGUCAUUUAAUACCCAAUGUUAAAAGAGGAGAUGACGAUGGUGCUAAAAGAGAAGCGCAAGGUGAAGAAGAAUACGAAGCUAAAAGAGAAGCGCAAGGUGAAGAAGAAUACGAAGCUAAAAGAGAAGCACAAGAUACAUAA